GCCGCCCGCCGCCCGCCGGCAUGGGGGACAACACCAGCCCCAUCAGCGUGAUUCUCGUGAGCUCGGGGAGCCGGGGCAACAAGCUGCUGUUCCGGUACCCCUUCCAGCGCGGCCGCGAGCGCCGCGCGUCCCAGACGAGCCAGGCGCGCAGCAGGUACGCGGUCAACAGCAGCGGCGACCACGCCGACGACCAGGACGGCGACGCCAGGUUUUCAGAUGUCAUUUUGGCCACGAUUUUGGCCACCAAGUCCGAGAUGUGCGGCCAGAAGUUUGAGCUGAAGAUCGACAACGUGCGCUUCGUGGGGCACCCGACGCUGCUGCAGCACGCGCUGGGGCAGGUCUCCAAGACAGACCCGUCCCCCAAGAGGGAGGCGCCCACCAUGAUUCUCUUCAACGUGGUGUUUGCCCUGAGGGCCAACGCAGACCCCUCGGUCAUCAGCUGCCUGCACACGCUGUCCCGGCGCAUCGCCACAGUGCUGCAGCACGAGGAACGGCGCUGCCAGUACUUGACGCGGGAGGCCCGGCUGAUCCUGGCUCUGCAAGACGAGGCGUCUGCGGCCGCCGACGGAUGCGGGAGAGGCUCCCAGUGCUGGCCAUGCCACUGCAGCUUGCGCGAGACGGCUCUAGCCUGCCCUGUGCCUGGGGCUCUGAGUCUGGCUGUUGUCCCUGCAGCGGACGAGGGACCCCCGUCACCUUUCCACCACAUCCUGCCCAAGUGCAAGCUGGCCCGGGACCUCAAGGAGGCCUAUGACAGCCUGUGCUCUUCGGGGGUAGUGCGGCUGCACGUCAACAGCUGGCUGGAGGUGAGCUUCUGCCUGCCCCACAAGAUCCACCGAGCUGCGACCAGCCUCAUCCCGCCCGAGGCCAUCGAGCGCAGCCUGAAAGCCAUUCGCCCCUACCACGCCCUGCUGCUGCUGAGUGACGAAAAGGCCCUGCUGGCUGAGCUCCCGCUGGACUGUUCCCCGGCCCUGGUCCGCGUGGUCAGGACGGCCUCCGCCGUGAAGAACCUGCAGCAGCUGGCGCAGGAUGCGGACCUGGCUCUGCUGCAGGUGUUCCAGCUGGCGGCGCACCUGGUGUACUGGGGCAAGGCCAUCAUCGUGUACCCACUGUGCGAGAACAACGUCUACAUGCUGUCCCCGCAUGCCAGCGUGUGCCUGCACUCCCUGCUGGCCGAGCAGUUCUCCAGCCGCUUCCCGUCCCACGACCUGCCGUCCGUCCUGUCCAGGUUCUCCCUGCCUGUCUCCCUGUCAGAAUUUAGGAGCCCCCUGGCCCCCCCUGUGCAGGAGGUGAGUCGUGGGAGCUUGGGGGGCCAGGGCCACGGCAAUUGUUGCGCCUUGGCUUUGCAGGCUCAGGCUGUGUGGGCGCCAUGUGCCUUCCCAGGGCCACGCCAAUGCCAGCCCUUGGCCAGGCUGCCCAUGGACAGCUCCAGGCUGUGGUCGGCAGCAGUCAGGACGCAGCUCAUCCAGAUGGUGGUGUGGCUGCUGCAGCACCGGCUCCUCGUGCAGCUGCACACCUACGUGCGCCUGAUGGCCCCGCCCAGCCAGGCCCCAGCCCGCCCCCGGGAGGACGACGCGCCCUUUGCUGCGCGGGGCGGGGGCCGCAGCCUCAGCACACCCAACGCCCUCAGCUUUGGCUCACCGACCAGCAGCGAUGACAUGACCCUCACCAGCCCCAGCAUGGACAACUCCAGCGCAGAGCUGCUCCCCAGCGGGGACUCACCUCUGGACAAGAGGAUGACGGAGAGCCUGCUGGCCAGCCUGGCGGAGCACGAGCGGGCGGCCAUCCUCAGCGUGCCUGCGGCCCAGAACCCCGAGGACCUCCGCAUGUUUGCCAGGCUCCUGCACUACUUCCGCGGCCGCCACCACCUGGAGGAGAUCAUGUACAACGAGAACACCCGGCGCUCCCAGUUGCUCGCUCUGUGCGACAAGUUCCGCAGCGUGCUGGUGGUGGCUGCCCACGAGGACCCCGUCAUCGCCGUCUUCCAGGCCCUGCUCCCCUGAGCUGCUGCCCUGCCCUGUGGCCUUCACCCUUAUUGCCCACUGCCUGGGGCCACGCCACUCUUCCUGGGCUGCGUCUCAGCCCCCCUGGGAUGUCUGUCCCACGGGCCCACAUCAGCCUGGGGGGGUACUCUGGGCUGGCUCCGGGCACUCUGCUGUGGACAUGCUGACGCUGUCCAGGGGAAGGAGCUGACCGCGGCACAUGCCGAUUACGACAGGCUCUGGCUGGGACACGAGAGGCUGCCUCUCCAACGCAGCCUUUAUUUGGUUCUGAACGAUUAAAAGCCUUGUCCGGGCCCUGGCUCAGGCUUGUCCGUUCUGCUCAGCUGCUCUGUCUACCACGCUGACCCAGGGGCUGCCCCGGACGUAGAAACGCAGGGGUUUCAGGGCCCACUCCCCCGCCUGGCCAAUGCC
Talpa occidentalis (Iberian mole) is the source of this 2411-nucleotide messenger RNA. RefSeq names its product NPR3 like, GATOR1 complex subunit (gene NPRL3). Bases 21 to 2000 code for a protein of 659 amino acids. The transcript has 13 exons. The record is from RefSeq and is a predicted model, not a curated record. Gene Ontology annotation, cellular component: GATOR1 complex. NCBI's taxonomy places the organism in Eukaryota, Metazoa, Chordata, Mammalia, Eulipotyphla, Talpidae. Gene Ontology annotation, biological process: positive regulation of autophagy; TORC1 signaling; negative regulation of TORC1 signaling.